AUGGCCACCCCUCCUCCUUCGUCUUCCGACUCCAACCCGUCAUUCUCCAUGUCCGCAUACAUGAUGCCUUCACAGCAGGACUCCUUCGCCUCGGACUCGGACCUAGAGGAUGACGUCGCUUCUCUACCUUCAGUGUCAACAAGUGACUCAGAUAUGGAAACCCUCUCCGACGACUACUCCGACGCCGAGGCGGAAUGGCGGGAAAGCAUCGAACAAUUGGAGCUGAUGUUGACGAUGGUCCUGGUGCCUUUCGUCGGCAAAUAUCUCGGUCGCCGCUGUGCAUACUGGAGCUGGACGAGGUUCAUGCAGUGGAAAUACCCUGUGGAGGUGACCAUUACCAAUCCCGGCUUGUUCAAGGGCGCCGGUGUCAUCGAGGCGGCCGCUACUUUGUAG
Penicillium diatomitis is the source of this 393-nucleotide messenger RNA. RefSeq lists its product as uncharacterized. NCBI's taxonomy places the organism in Eukaryota, Fungi, Ascomycota, Eurotiomycetes, Eurotiales, Aspergillaceae. The coding region runs from base 1 to 393 and encodes 130 amino acids. Gene Ontology annotation, biological process: protein insertion into mitochondrial outer membrane; mitochondrial outer membrane translocase complex assembly. The transcript is spliced from 2 exons. The record is from RefSeq and is a predicted model, not a curated record. Gene Ontology annotation, cellular component: mitochondrial outer membrane.